AUGACAACUCACGCCGAACCUACCGCGAAGGAGAGGAAGUACGAUCGCCAGCUUCGACUAUGGGCAGCCAGCGGCCAGCAAGCUCUAGAGUCCUCUCGAGUGCUUCUUAUAAAUUCCGAUGGCCCGGUAGAUAGCGACGGCUCUGGGCUGGCUGGUGUUGUGGGCGUCGAAACCCUGAAGAACCUCGUCCUGCCCGGAAUAGGCGGAUUCACGAUUGUUGAUCCUGCAACUGUCUCUGAACCGGAUCUAGGGGUAAAUUUCUUCUUGACUGAAGACAGUCUGGGUAAAUCUAGGGCAGAGGAGACGUGCAAAUACCUCCGGGAAUUGAAUGAGGAUGUUGACGGGGCGUCUUACUCACUGCCACUUUUAGAUGUCCUUGAGGAUGAAAGCUUUCUUCCCCGGCACCAGCUUGUCAUCGUCUCUGGGCCUAUGAAGCAGUCCACACUUCAAAUUAUAUCACAAGCUACAAGGCGUCUUGAUAUUCCCCUCAUUUAUACACACUCAGUAGGGUUCUAUGCAUCAUUUUCACUCCAACUUCCGUCCGUUUUCCCCGUAGUCGAGACACAUCCAGAUACCAGCUCCACCGAAGACCUUCGUCUAACGGACCCGUGGCCAGAGCUCGCAGCGGCGGCUAGAAAGGCGGAGAAUUUGGACAGCAUGGACGAUCACCAGCAUGGACAUGUACCAUAUUUAAUACUUUUGCUACACUUUCUAGAGAAGUGGAAGGCCAGCCAUGACGGACAGUGGCCCCAGAAUUAUCGCGAAAAGUCUGAAUUUAGGGACAUGGUUAAAUCUAUGUCCCGCACUAAUAACUCUGAAGGAGGCGAGGAAAACUUCGAUGAGGCUGUGGCAGCUGUUUUAAAGAGCAUUGGCCCUUACUCUCUAAGCAGUGAUUUGCGCAGUGUUUUUGAGAUGGAAGAGUGCUCACAGUUAACAAGUAGCUCGUCUAGCUUCUGGAUAAUCGCAUCGGCGGUCAAAGAGUUUUAUGAGACGCAUGCCGUUUUACCCUUGUCCGGUUCACUACCAGAUAUGAAGGCUCAGUCUGCGGAUUAUAUCUGGCUACAAAACAUUUACAAGUCAAAGGCUCGAAAAGAUGCUGCUGAGGUCUUAGCCACUGUUCGGAAUUUGGAGAGCAAACUGCGAACCGACCUAGCGGGUGCAGCUGUAUCCGAUAAGGAGGUUGAAACUUUCUGCAAGAAUGCCGCUCACAUCAAAGUGAUCAGGGGCCGUGAUAUCCCGAUUUUACCUCUGACAGAUAAAAGUGAGGAGUCGACACGGACACUCGAUACAAUUAAAAGUAGCCUUUCAAAUCCUGACUCACUUGUUCCCAUAUUUAUCGCUCUCAGCACCCUCGAUAGCCUGGUAACGGAAUUUCAAGAAAAGGGCUAUUUAUCGACAACAGAUGGGCAGUCGUACCUUGAAAACCCCAAUAAUUGGACAACUGCGCUUUCCAAACUCCUUGCUGGCCUUGGACUGGGUGAAGGUGGCGUAUAUGAAAGUGACGCUGAUAUCAAGACCCGGAUUGAGUCAGCGGUCUCGGAAGUACAACGAGCGGGAGCUGGCGAGCUUCAUAAUAUUUCCGCCAUGGCGGGAGGCUGCGUCGCCCAGGAAGCUCUCAAAGUGCUCACCAGGCAAUAUGUACCCCUUGACAACACCUUCAUACUUGACGGAGUAAGAUCGCGGGGAGAAAUGUUCAGGCUUUGA
This is a messenger RNA of Microsporum canis CBS 113480, 1704 nucleotides long. RefSeq names its product NEDD8-activating enzyme E1 regulatory subunit. Gene Ontology annotation, cellular component: cytoplasm. The record is from RefSeq and is a predicted model, not a curated record. The transcript is spliced from 2 exons. Gene Ontology annotation, molecular function: NEDD8 activating enzyme activity. Lineage: Eukaryota; Fungi; Ascomycota; Eurotiomycetes; Onygenales; Arthrodermataceae. Gene Ontology annotation, biological process: protein neddylation. The coding region runs from base 1 to 1704 and encodes 567 amino acids.